Molecule: messenger RNA, 2553 nt
Organism: Chara braunii
Lineage: Eukaryota; Viridiplantae; Streptophyta; Charophyceae; Charales; Characeae
Source: the annotation of a GenBank genome assembly
CUCUGAUGUUCUUGUUCGGUCCCUUGUUUCGGCCCGGCAUGUUUUAUUCCCCGUUUCGCUUUUGCUACUUCUCUUUCUUCUACUUCUUCGUUUUCUUCUUCUUCUUCUUCUAAGACCUUCUUCUUCUUCUUCUCCUCCUACUACUACUACUACUACUACUACUACUACUACUACUACUACUACUCGUACCAGUCAUGGCGUCAUCAAGCCAGCCGAGCAGUGCAGCGGCCAAGGGCAAGGGGAAAGUGAAUGCGAUGCGUACACCACCUGAAUUUGUGCCGCAACCGGAUUCUCGUCAGCGCACUCUGCAGCGGGAGAGAACAGUACUUCGGUGGAUUGAGCAGGGGCAGGCGGCAGAGCCGAAAGGCUUCGGGCAGUAUUGGGUUCGUUGCAGGUUGUGCAAGACAGUCUUCACAGCCUCAGCAACUCGAGCGGUUGAGCACUUCCUUAAGAAGGGGAAGCCGUGCAUAGCCAGGACAGGCGAGGUGUUGCACUUUCUUGCACUGGACGGGGUGAAGAUCGAUGGGGAAGCAGCGAAGAGGAUGCUACAUGCCUACAGGGUGGAAAAGGGCAUAGCGGAGGAUACGGGGAUGACGCCCCGGGGGGUGGUGGAGAAAGCAGUCCUGGAUGAGAUGGAGGCGCUUAUUCGUCCUUCGUGUGAGGCUUCCACGACUGUGGCGAAGUCGGGGAAGAAAACACAAACCUCGAUCCGCAAAUGGGCUGAGAACACAUCGCAGAAGAGACUGGACCUACAAUGGGGGAGAGCUCUUUGUCGUUCCGGGGUCCCCUUCAACUUCGUGCGACAAGACGAGACGAAAGCGCUUCUCGACUUGUACAUGGAGUUGGGCGCACAAAAGGCAAAGACCCGGAUGACUUCCUUCAAGACUAUGCGGACCACAGUGCUAGACGCGUUGUAUGACGAAGUGAAGCUGACAGCGCAACCCAUCAUGGAUAAGAUGGAUAUCUCGGGUUGCACGCUGAUCACUGAUGGGUGCACGGAUAGGAAGUUCAGGCCUGUCAUGAACUUCAUUGCUGCGGGGGACGGGGGGGCGGUCCUGGUGAAGGUCGUGGACAUGUCGGGCCGGAAGAAAAAUGCCACGGCCCUUGCCAAGCUCUGGGAGGAGGUGAUCAGGGAGAUUGGAGUGCAUAAAGUGAAUGCCAUCUGCACCGACAAUGCCGGUGUGAACAAGAGGGCUGCAAAAAUUCUGCGUCGGCGGAAGGAUUUGGACAUCGCAAAGAUACCAUGGCUUCUGUGUGCAGCGCACACCCUGAGCCUCCUCCUCAAGGACAUAUCAAACCUCGAGUGGGUGUUGCCGAUCAGGAAGCAGGCCAAGACGAUGGUGAAGUUCAUUAAGAACCACCAUCGCACGGUUAGUCUGUACUCCAAAUCAUCUAUGGAUGACAAGAAGACCCUCAUUCUCCCCACAGAAGUCCGGUUCGCCUCCGUCUACCAAAUGUUGUUGAGACUCAGUGACAGGCAAUGGGUUCUCGAGGACAUGAUGAAGACCGGGUGGCUGGACAUUCAUUGGAGCGCCAAGGAGUCAAGAAAGAAGGUGGAUGACAUCUUCCAAAGGGUGAGAUCGGAGGAGUGGUGGAGAGGGGUGCACAAGGUGGUGAAUGUGAUGCGGCCUGUGCAUGAGGUGUGGGGCACAUUCUUUGACGAUCCGGAGGAUCCCAACCCCCAAGACCCAGCAGUCUUGCCGGGGCCAUUGGACGACACAGUUGAGGAGGCAGCACGCCUUGCGAGACUGAGGAAAGCGCCGAGAGGGAGGAUAUUGGAAGGUGACGAAUACGAUGACACAUCCAGCUCUGAGGAUGAUGAGGAUCUGAUUUGGAACGGGAAAGGAGGUACCACACAACCGAGGAGUCAACCAGCGCGACUAGCAAAAGGAAAGGCUCAGAUCGAUGUGGACUAUGAGGAGGAGGAAGAGGAAGAGAGCGAGGAGGACGAGGACCCGAACUUUGAGUUGCGCCCACCCGGUGACGGAAGCGAGUCUGAUCAGGAUUGGGAUGACAGCCCGUCAUUGAUCAAUCCGUGUUUCAUGAGAAAAGCCCAACAGGGGUGCACGGAGGAGUCCACUCAGGACAUUGUUGAAAGGGCCGCAGCGAGGGCCCUUGCAGAGAGGGAUCACGAAAUUGUGCAGCAGAGGGUUGAGCAGGACAAUGCAAGGCGUGUGGCAGUCCCCCCUCUUUCAAGAGCUAGCAGGGCACAGGAUGUGCAGUUAGCAACCCGUCCUACUGCAGCAGACUCCACAACAAGACCAGAAGCGGGUGGUGCCACAGAGGGAGCAUUAGCAGUCACGGCGUGCCAACAGCAGCAAGAGCGGCGGCACCAGGAUGAGCAACAACAGGAUACGCAGCAGCAGGCCGAGCACCAGCUGGACCAGUGCAGAACAGAGUCGCAGCAACAAGAGCAUGCGCAGCAGCAGCAGCAACAGAAGCGGGAGGAUAUGCAAUGCAAGGAGGAUGCACGGCAGCAGCUGGAGGAUGUGCAACAAUAAAAGCAGCAUGAGCAGCAACAUGAGGAGCGACAUGAACAGCGGAUACCACAUC